This is a messenger RNA of Hemicordylus capensis (graceful crag lizard), 1503 nucleotides long. RefSeq names its product myocilin (gene MYOC). Gene Ontology annotation, biological process: signal transduction; osteoblast differentiation. Gene Ontology annotation, cellular component: Golgi apparatus. Lineage: Eukaryota; Metazoa; Chordata; Lepidosauria; Squamata; Cordylidae. The record is from RefSeq and is a predicted model, not a curated record. Bases 1 to 1503 code for a protein of 500 amino acids. The transcript is spliced from 3 exons.
AUGGAGGUGCUGCUGGUGACUUGGCUGCUCUCUGGCUGCAUGGUCUGGGGGGGAGGGACCUCAGGGAGCAGCACUGUCCAUCUCCACAAAGCAAAAGACCAGGAUGGCAGAUGCAUCUAUUCCUUCGUGGUCCCCAGUGCCAGUGAAGCCAGCUGUGCUGACCCUGGUGAAGCCAUGGCAGCUAUCGGGGCUCUGCAGCAGGAGAGCAAUGCCCAGCGCCUGGAACUGGAGUCUGCUCGAGCCAGGCUGGCUCUUCUGGAGAAGCUGGUUGAGCAGCUGCACGGCAGCCAAGCUGGGAGGGGCCCCUCUCUUUCUCUGGUGGGGCUACUCCAAAGAGAGGUGGGUAGUCUGAAGAGGGAGCAAGCCCAGCGGGACAGCCAGGUGAGCAGGCUGGAGUCUACCAUCAGCAACCUCCUCCAAGACAAGUCUGCCUUAGAAGAAGACAAGAGGCAGCUAGAGGAAGAGAAGGGCGAGCUGGGAAGGAGGCUGGAGGCCAGCACCCAGGCGAUGGCACAGCUGAGAGCAAGCCAGUGUCCCCAGGCUGGAGAGCUGCCCAGCAGCAGGGACUCCCUCCGCACUUCUAGAGAAGUGUCUAAAUGGGACACAGAAAGCUUGGACUACCAAGAGCUGAAAUCAGAACUGAUGGAGGUCUCUGCAUCCCACCUCUUCCAGGGAAGCCCCUCACCCAGCCAUCCUGGCACAGAAACCGAAGAAUUGGAUUGUGGACAGCUGGUGUGGGUUGGUGAACCGAUGACCUUCCGUAGGGCAGAGACCAUUGCCGGUAAGUAUGGUGUGUGGAUGAAGGACCCAGAACCUGUGUCUCCAUACACCCGUGAGACAACAUGGAGAAUUGACACUGUCGGUACAGACGUCCGCCAAGUCUUUGAGUAUGAUGAUGCAGAUCAGUUUGUAAAAGGCUACCCUUCCAAAGUGCACGUGUUGCCUAGAUCCAUGGAGAGCACCGGAGCUGUUGUUUAUCGGGGCUCCCUCUAUUUUCAAAUGCGCAAGUCCAGAAUACUGGCUAAGUAUGGCCUGAAGACUGAAGUCAUUACAGUCCAAAAAGUGUUGCCCAAUGCUGGCUACCAUGGACAGUUCCCCUACUCAUGGGGUGGAUAUACAGACAUUGACCUAGCCGUUGAUGAGCUAGGGCUGUGGGUAAUUUAUAGCACAGAAAAUGCCAAGGGGGCUAUUGUGCUUUCCAGACUGGAUCCAGAGACUCUGGAGAUUGAGCAGACUUGGGAGACCAACAUCCGCAAGCAGUCCGUGGCCAACUCCUUCAUGAUCUGCGGCUCCUUGUAUACCAUCAGCAGUUAUUCAUCCCCUGAGGCCACAGUGAAUUUCAUCUAUCGCACCAGCACAGGAACCAGUGCACCUCUGAGCAUUCCCUUUGAGAACCGCUACAGAUACAGCAGCAUGAUAGACUACAAUCCCACAGAACGAAAACUGUUGGCUUGGGACAACUUCAACAUGGUGGCUUAUGAAGUCAAGCUCUCCAAGAUGUGA